Messenger RNA from Cloeon dipterum, 5533 nucleotides. It is a transcript of the gene mon2, whose product is annotated as Mon2 homolog, regulator of endosome-to-Golgi trafficking. Bases 280 to 5196 code for a protein of 1638 amino acids. The record is from RefSeq and is a predicted model, not a curated record. The transcript has 27 exons. NCBI's taxonomy places the organism in Eukaryota, Metazoa, Arthropoda, Insecta, Ephemeroptera, Baetidae.
CCUAGGCAGUCAAAAUUCGACCCGUCAGCCGGAGACCAAUCACACACAACCUGCUCUGGUUUUCGAGUUUUUCGUAAAUGAAUUCAACGAAAUUUGCCUUAUUCUCUGUCCCCUAGUAAAUUGGAAGCUCAUUUUUUCAUUUGGCCGUAUUCUAUGAGGAGUGUUAAUUCGUGCGACCGACAAGAUAAUAAUUAUUGUGAUGUUGCAAACCGAGGGUAAAACCAACUAGAAGUUUUUACACUAAUCGUGCACCUUGUGGCAUUGGUGCACUCCAGAAAAAUGUCAAUCUCGUGGUCAGGAGGUACAACUGGCAGCGAGCCUGCAAUUAAGUUUCUCCAGCAGCUUGAAAAUGACCUCAGAAACUUGUCCAUUGAACUCAAAAAGAAAUAUCCCAACCCCCGAGAGUCUUGCGAAGAAGGCAUCGUCAAGCUGCGAAAUGCGAUGUCAAACCCGCAGACGCCCGUGCACUACGUGGUCAACCAGAUCAUGUUCCCCGUGCAGGAGGCGUGCAAGACUAAAGAUCCUCGGGUGGUGCGUCUGGGCGUCGGCGUCAUCCAGCGGCUGGUCACCCAGCAGGUCGUGGACCUUAAGUGCGCCGCACACAUCACUGACACGCUCUGGGGCCUAAUGGAGGCCGGCGUCGAGGAGGUCAAGGUGCUGCAGACCGUCACUUUGCUUCUCACCACCAAUGCGGUCGUCCACGGAGACACGCUUGCCAGGAACCUGGUGUUGUGUUUCCGACUACACUUUGCAAAAGACUCAACCACAAUCAAUACAGCCGGUGCGACAGUUCGACAACUGAUUUCGCUGGUGUUCGAACGAGUCGUUGCCGAAGACAACGAAUCAAAACCGGUGGACAAAACGCUCUCCAACUUGGAGGAGCUCAAAGUGUUAAGCAGCUCCCCGCCAAAGGGCCUCAGACCUUGUGCCGCUGACGCCUACUUAAUGUUUCAGGAUUUAGUGCAGCUUGUGAAUGCCGACCAGCCAUACUGGUUGAUCGGUAUGACUGAGAUGACGCGAACGUUUGGUCUCGAACUUCUAGAAUCGGUUCUCAAUCAUUUUUCAUCCGUGUUUUUCGAUCAUCCUGAGUUCAGCUUUCUAUUGAAGGAGCGAGUCUGUGCUUUGGUGAUCAAACUGUUUUCGCCUAACAUCAAAUACAGGAACUCUGUGCCAGCGAGCGUUCAGCAGGCUUCUUCGCUGGACAAGCCCUAUUUUCCAAUCAGCAUGAGACUGUUAAGGGUUGUUUCCAUUUUGAUACAGAAGUACCAUUGCCUACUGGUGACUGAGUGCGAAAUAUUCCUCUCGCUAAUCGUCAAAUUCCUGGACCCGGACAAACCCUGUUGGCAGCGAUCACUCGCGCUUGAGGUGCUGCACAAACUGUGCGUGCAGCCCAUGCUACUCGAGUCCUUCUGCGAGUGCUACGACCUCAAGGCGCACGCAACCAAAAUCUUCAGGGACAUAGUCAAUUCUCUAGGCGCCUUUGUCCAGUCACUAUUUGUCCACCCACAACUGAAUCCAGCCCCGAAAACACCCAUCGAACAGUCGCCGGCUCUUCUUGCAGGCAUGCCGGUUGGGCCAGGGGUCACUCCGCAGCCCGGAUUCUACCUCAGGGGCGUGUGGCUGCCCCUGGCCGCAACUUUUGUACCUGGUCAAGCCAAGUCUACUUAUUUGGACAUGCUUGAUCGAAUCGAGCCGCCUGGCAUUCCCGAGGGAUACGGCAUCUCUGUUGCUUAUGCUGCACUGCUGGACGUAAUACGGUCAAUAUCAUUAGCAAUCAACGGCCCAUCCAAGGUCGAAAAUGCCGAGGAAGAAAAGGCGGCGAGCACGGAAGAGUCGGAAAAGCAUAAAAGCAAAGCUGUGCACGCUCAGCUAAUCAACUCGAGUUGGUGUGGUCUUUUGGCGGCUUUGAGCCCUCUUCUAGAAGCUAGCACUGAUGAAAUUAUAAUGGAGAACGUGCUGCAGUCGAUGCAAACCUUCAGCAGUUUGUGCGGCCAGCUUGAAAUCAACACUGCCAGAGAUGCGUUCAUCACGGCCAUCUGCAAAGCGUCUCUGCCUCCACACUACGCACUCAGCAUGUUAAACAUAGUCACUCCCUCGCUGAAUAGAAGUCAUCCACAUGAUGGACACGACUCAAACAUGCAAUACAACUUGAACGCGUUCAGCGAGAACGACUUUCGGCAGCAGGUGGUGGCGGUGGGAACUCCUCUGCCGUCCGUCUCUUGGCCAGCAGGUGCGCAGCAAGGACCUGUGAUGCUCACCUCCAAGAACCUGCAGUGCAUGCGAGCUCUCCUCAGUUUGGCCCACUGCCACGGCUCCAUCCUCGGCGCCUCCUGGUACCUCAUUCUGACCACGCUGCAGCAUUUGGUGUGGAUCCUGGGCUUGAAGCCUUCGACAGGAGGCAGUUUGAAGGCCGGCCGCAGCACCGCCGACUCGAAUGCGGUGAUAACCACUGCCGUGAUGGCUGACUUGCCUGUCCUCUCGGCAAUGUUGAGUCGGUUAUUUGAGUCAAGUCAGUACUUGGAUGAAGUGGCACUGCACCACUUGGUGGACGCUCUGUGCAAGCUGUCGCGAGAGGCGAUGGAGCUCGCCUACUCAAACAGGGAACCUUCCCUCUUUGCGGUGGCCAAACUGCUGGAAACCGGAUUGGUCAACUUGCCGCGGGUCGAGGUGCUAUGGCGGCCACUGACCAACCACUUGCUAGAAGUUUGCCACCACCCUCACAUUAGAAUGCGCGAGUGGGGAGUGGAGGCAGUCACUUACCUGGUCAAAGCAGCCCUGCUACACAAAUACAAACCACCUUUGAAAGACAAUAAGAAACUGCAAACAUUACUUUUGAGCCCGCUGGCAGAGUUGUCCGCGGUUCCUCACACCCACGGUGAUGUUCGACAAAAACAGCUGGAAUGCGUUUUACAAAUCUUGCACAGUUCUGGUGAGAUUCUGUCUCACGGCUGGCCUCUAGUCCUUGGAAUAAUUGGUGCUGUCAACGACCAGCAAGGGGAAGUGUUGAUCCGGCUAGCAUUCCAGUGCCUGCAGCUGGUGAUCACAGAUUUUUUGCCCGUAAUGCCGUGGCGGUGUUUACCCCUCUGCGUCGACACUGCCGUUAAGUUUGGCUUCCAGACGCAAGAGCUUAACAUUUCUCUAACAGCUGUCGGACUUAUGUGGAACAUUUCCGACUACUUUUAUCAGAACCAGGACAAGCUCUCCAGUUCGUUGAAUAGUGAGGAGGCAAUUUUCCCCGAGUUUCCAGGAACUCCCAAUAUGCCGCCGUUUGACAAACUGUGGAUGUGCCUCUACGCCAGAUUAGGUGACCUUUGCGUUGAUCCUCGACCUUCAGUGCGAAAAUCAGCCGGGCAAACCCUCUUCUCGACCCUCAGCGCGCACGGCGUGCUGUUGAGGCAACCGACCCUGCACGCCGUGUUGUGGCAAGUGCUGUUCCCCCUGCUGGACAAGGUGCGCAGCCUCUCCAGCUCAGCCAGCAGCGAAAAGGUUGACCCUGGUGGCAACAUUCUUAUUCACCAUUCCAGAAACACUGCCCAAAAACAGUGGGCAGAAACUCAGGUGAUGACUCUCUCCAACGUUGUCCGUGUUUUCAACUCGAAACGGCAGCUUCUACAGUCGGCAGGGGAUUUUACCGACGCGUGGUCACUUUUGCUCGGAUUCAUCGAGUAUUCGUCACUCAACAAAAAUAAUGAGGUUUCGUUAUCAGGCCUGAAGUGUCUGCAAGAGAUGCUGUACCAAGGCAAAGGCCUAGAAGACGGAGCCACAGAAGGCCCGCCGACCCAGUGGGGCCCACUGUGGGCCGCGGCGUGGACCUCGUGGCUGCGCAUUGGCGAGGAGAGCACGUUCCCGCCACCAGAAAACGAGGAGGAUGUGUACGUGCCAACGCAAGCCUUCCUGGCCGCGCUGGUGCAGACGCUGCCGGCGCUGCUGCCGCACGCGGGCCUUGACAGGCCCGAACAGGCCCAGCUAGGCCGGCUGCUCAAGGUGCUGCAUCAGGCGGUGGCAGUCCCCUCGCAAGAGUACCCACCCUUCCAGAUGCUGACCAACGAGUCAGCGCUCUCGCCGCUGCAGGAUGCGGUCAUCAGUACCCUCACCACCUUGCAAAGUGACGCUUUGAUUGACAAUGCCCACAUGGAAAGCAUGCUGUCGGAAAUUUUCCAGCAGCUGCUGACUUUCGUCAAGUUUGCCUGCGUGGCCCCGCAGUAUGGCAAUCUUCAGAUUAAAAGCAACUGCCAAAUGGGGCCUGAGUGGGGUGCCGUCAACUAUGUGCCCUUUGGCGAGAAAUGUCUCAGCAUGGCAGUGAAACUGUUUCUGAAAACUGCCGAGGAAGAGACGGUCAUCAAGAACCAGACUUUGCAAAACAUCCUGGAGUCGCUGCGGGUGCCUUUGUCGAUGAAGUACUCAUGUCCAUCGCAAACCACAUGGAAGGCGGCCAUCACCAAGUUGCUAGGAGUUCUGCACGUCGGCCUGCCGAUCGCGAGGAGGAGGCCGGAGCACCACAAAACCAUGUGGCCCGUCCUCGCGGAAACCCUGGACCUGUUUCUGUUUCCCAAAGUCAGGGCGCCACCUCCAAGCAGGGGACUCGAAGAAAUCGAAACGGAUGAAGCGGUCGACUGCCAAGUGAUCGAGCAGCUCCGAGACGAGGUGCUUCCUCACGCCCACGCCAUUCCCAAGGAGUUUGUCUUGAAGGUGGUUGUGCUCCUCAACAAAGGGUCCAUUCACUCUGCAACGCACACAUCAUCAACAGAUUACGACUGUGAACGGAAACUGCGAGAGGAGUUUGCGAAGAUCUGCUUUGAGACGUUGCUGCAAUUUUCGCUGCUGGACAAUAACGACCUCGACACAAAGGAGGAAGGUGGAGUUGCGGGUCGACUGGCGGUGACGGCGUUGCUGCUCCGGUUCCAAGACGUGCUCAAGCAGUACGUCGAUGAGGAACGCAGCUCUGGACAGUGUCCCCUUCCUCGUUACAGAUUGGCUGAAGUGUCUUUUGUGCUGAAAGCUGUUGCAACUCUGGUCAUGUCUUUGAAAAAGGCGCCUCCAGGAAAAGUGGACAAGACAGCGUGGGAGCACUUAAUCGGCCUGUACCCUUACCUAGUAAACUGCACGUCGGCGUCGUCUUCGCCCAGCGUUCUUUUGUCCCUGAGGGAAGCCCUUCUGCAGUUCACCGACCUCAUCCAGCCACCUUCGUCGCAUUGACCCGCCGGCAAUCAACAGACUCGAUCGCUUCUAAAAUAUUCCUCUUCAUUUUUGUGAUUAUUUCUUCCUUCGAUUAUACUGCGCACGAUUCCAGUGCUGAAUGAGAUAUCACACCACAAUUCCACUUUUAGCUCUUAAGAUACGUGCGCGCUGGUGUUUUCACCAAGCAGGAGACUUAAUUAUUUUUGUUGAUCGAUUAUUACUUAGUUGUUUUCUUGCAUAUAUAUUUUGUAUGUUGAUUGGCUUUGUUGUUGCAGCUGAAUGAGUUUUUAAUGUGUUUGAUUGUUUCUCCGCGGACGCCAAUAAAGUAUUUAGAAACGAGUUUUCUAUCACUGAA